AUGUUUCAUCAUCAAGAUAUGCCAGCCAUGAAGUCAAAUACAAGUGGUCACUGGAAUCUUAUCAUCUCCAAGAAAUCUUCUGGUCCACCCCCUGGAUCCCAAACUGAAGAUAAGGAAUGGUCUGUAAUUCGAUCUGAGAGCCUGUCGAAGGGCACCUCAAUGCCUAAGCAAUCGUUAGAUAGUAUCGAACAGCGUCAAUACCCUGGAAGCUUGCAUCGCCAUCAGCGAGGAGCAGAACGUAUUUGCGCUCAAUUUAGAAGCAUGCUGGAUGUUGAAGAAGCUCCGAGCUUGGAACAAAUUUCUAUGGACCACCAUGAGUCAAUGGAGUUAUGGGUCGUAGAGAAGCUGCAACAGGCUUCUAAAAAUUAUAGCACUACUUCAAAUGACUGGGCUGACAUUUUACCUCUCUAUACAGCUACUAACGGAGCCCCAAUGGCCCCUACCCGGUCUUCACCAAUUCCAAACGGAGCACCAUCAUCCCCAUUAGAAAUUCCAAUGACCGUCAGCUCAACAGAUCCAAAGAUCGCCGCUCAACAAGCAAGCGACAUGAAGAACAUUGUUCGAAGAAAGUUGACUGGAUAUGUUGGAUUUGCAAAUUUACCAAAUCAAUGGCACCGCAAGAGUGUCAGAAAGGGUUUCAAUUUCAAUGUCAUGGUUGUUGGUGAAUCUGGACUCGGAAAGUCGACUUUGGUCAACACUCUUUUCAACACUUCCUUAUAUCCACCAAGAGAGCGCAAAGGACCUUCCCUCGAUAUUAUCCCAAAAACCGUUUCUAUCCAAUCCAUUAGCGCUGAUAUUGAGGAGAAUGGUGUUCGUUUACGUUUGACUGUCGUUGAUACCCCAGGUUUCGGUGAUUUCGUCAACAAUGAUGAGUCUUGGCGACCAAUUGUCGAUAACAUUGAACAACGUUUCGAUGCUUAUUUGGAUGCUGAGAACAAGGUCAACAGAAUGAACAUUGUUGAUAACCGUGUUCAUGCUUGUGUAUACUUCAUUCAACCAACUGGUCAUGCAUUGAAGCCAUUGGACAUUGAAGUUAUGCGUAGACUCCAUACCAAGGUCAACUUGAUCCCAGUCAUUGCCAAGGCUGAUACAUUGACUGAUGAAGAAAUUGCCGCCUUCAAGUUCAGAAUUCUUGCUGACAUCAAGCACCACGAUAUCCAAAUCUUCGAGGGUCCACAUUACGAAAAAGAUGACGAGGAGACAAUUGCUGAGAACAAGGAGAUUAUGGACAAGGUACCUUUCGCAGUGGUUGGUGCCAAUUCCGAGAUUACAAACAGCGAGGGACGUAAAGUUCGUGGACGUAAAUACCCAUGGGGUACCAUUGAAGUUGACAAUGAGGAGCACUGCGAUUUCGUCAAGCUCAGACAAAUGCUUAUCCGAACCCACAUGGAGGAGCUCAAGGAACACACCAACAAUGCUUUGUACGAGAACUACAGAUCGGAGAAGCUUACUGCUAUGGGCGUUACUCAAGAUCCAAAUGUUUUCAAGGAGGUCAACCCAGCUGUCAAGCAAGAAGAGGAGCGUCAAUUGCACGAGCAAAAGCUUGCCAAGAUGGAGGCCGAGAUGAAGAUGGUUUUCCAACAAAAGGUCGCAGAGAAGGAGAGCAAGCUGAAGCAAAGCGAGGAAGAGUUGUACGCACGACAUCGCGAGAUGAAGGAACAACUCGAGCGUCAACGUCAAGAAUUAGAAGAGAAGAAAUCCAGAGUCGAAAGUGGAAGACCAAUAGAAAAGGAAGGCAAGAGGAAGGGGUUUUCACUCCGUUAA
This is a messenger RNA of Botrytis byssoidea, 1764 nucleotides long. RefSeq lists its product as uncharacterized. The coding region runs from base 1 to 1764 and encodes 587 amino acids. Lineage: Eukaryota; Fungi; Ascomycota; Leotiomycetes; Helotiales; Sclerotiniaceae. Gene Ontology annotation, molecular function: molecular adaptor activity; GTP binding; GTPase activity. Gene Ontology annotation, biological process: cytoskeleton-dependent cytokinesis. The transcript has 3 exons. Gene Ontology annotation, cellular component: cell division site; septin complex; septin ring. The record is from RefSeq and is a predicted model, not a curated record.